Messenger RNA from Pocillopora meandrina, 480 nucleotides. The record is from the annotation of a GenBank genome assembly. Lineage: Eukaryota; Metazoa; Cnidaria; Anthozoa; Scleractinia; Pocilloporidae.
AUGGCGGAUUCUAACAAAAAUCGCAAAAUCCUGUUCGUUUGCCUCGGGAAUAUUUGUCGUUCUCCAUCCGCUGAAGCAAUCUUUAGACACCUUGUACAGGAACGCGACGAUAGAAAUGAAUGGGAGAUCGACAGCGCUGGAAUUCUUGAUCUCCACGAAGGACUUCGCUCAGACAAGCGAGGGUUGCAAGUAUUGAAGAAACAUGGAAUUGUGAAUAAUCACCGAGCAAGGCAAGUUCACGAGGAUGAUUUUCGUCGUUUCGAUGUAAUACUGGCCUUUGAUGAUAGCAAUGUACGUGAUCUGAAUGAAACUUUUAAGCCAACUGAUGGAACUGCGCGAGCGGAGGUAAAACUGUUUGGAACAUAUGAUCCCAAAGGAGAGCUGAUAAUUCACGAUCCUUACUAUGGAGACAUUUCAGAUUUUGAAGUCAUGUUUGAUCAUAUUUAUAGAUGCUGUGUAGAAUUUCUGAGACAAUGUUAA